AAAGCCCAAAAAAAAAAAAAAAAAGGCAAAGCGGGAGCACUCAUUGCAGUGAUCUCCGAGCUCGAGCACUGCGCACUGACCACACACGCAAGUCCAUCCAUGGAGCCGACAAGCUAGAAAAAAAGGAACGUCAAUCUUAGAAACGAAUCAAAGCUCCCCUGUAGUUGUCUCCGUCCCCGUCUCUCUCCGGCGAUGUCGCCGUCGGCUCGGAUCCUCCAAACCCUAGCUCUCUUCCUCGCUCUCGCGUCCCCGGCCGCGUCCCACACGCCCACGGCGGCGUCGUCGUCGCCCCCCUCCCGGUCCUCCUCCCUCUCCGAGUGGCGGUCCGCCCGGGCCACCUACUACGCCGCGGCCGACCCCCGGGACGCCGUCGGCGGCGCGUGCGGCUACGGGGACCUCGCGAGGGCCGGGUACGGCAUGGCCACCGCGGGGCUCAGCGAGUCCCUCUUCGAGCGCGGCCAGAUCUGCGGCGCGUGCUUCGAGCUCCGGUGCGUCAACGACCUCCGGUGGUGCAUCCCGGGGACGUCGCUGAUCGUCACCGCCACCAACUUCUGCGCGCCCAACUACGGGUUCGCCCCCGACGCGGGGGGCCACUGCAACCCCCCGAACAAGCAUUUCGUGCUCCCGAUCGAGGCCUUCGAGAAGAUCGCCCUCUGGAAGGCCGGUAACAUGCCGGUCCAGUAUCGCAGGAUCAAAUGCAGAAAGGAGGGAGGAAUUCGUUUUACAGUUGAUGGCUCGGGUAUCUUCAUCUCAGUCUUGAUCCGCAAUGUGGCUGGUGCUGGAGAUAUAGCUGCAAUAAAAAUUAAAGGCUCGAAAACUGGAUGGCUUCCAAUGGGGAGGAAUUGGGGUCAGAACUGGCACAUUAAUGCAGAUCUGAGGAACCAGCCCCUGUCCUUUGAGGUGACCUCUAGCGACGGGGUUACGGUGACAUCUUACAAUGUUGCUCCCAAGAAUUGGAUCUUUGGACAGACUUUUGAAGGCAAGCAAUUUGAGUCCUGAAAGUUUGAUUAACGUAAUCAAAAACAAGGCAUUCUUUUGAUUACUCUCUGCCCUCAUUGGUAUCGGAUAUGCUUGUGUGCUGUAAUUGUGCACAUUUUGAUGGAAAAAGAGGUAAAAAAGUGACUUGAGUGGCACAAGCAAGCUCAAGUGUCUGUACCGUUAGUCACAGAAAGGGCACUUCCAUAAAAAAUACGUGUAUCCUUUCAUAAAUGUGUUACGCCUGGGUCUCUAGGUAGCUGCGGUUGCAUGCCCAUGCCCUUGGAUUAUUAUGGAGAAAAGGUUAAUAUGCUACCCAAAUUCUUUAGAAAUGUAAAACUUAGGUAUCCGAGUAGGAAUGUUUUACUUUUCGUUGAUGGUGAGUUGUAUUUUAUGGAUGCGGAUUUUGGAAAGUUUAAUCGAUGCUGUACUUUUCUUACAAAGAAACCAAGGUUGCAUGGACGUGCCGAAUUCUAAGGAAGAGAUGAGAGUUUUGUGUAGCAGUGGACUGUAUUGUGGGUGAUAAUACUCUUAUGUUAUGGAGACUGACGCAUCUUAUUUUAUAUGCUUUAAGACAUCUGUGUGCAUUGUAACAUGCCAAAAAAAAACUAAUGCUCGAUUGUAUUUUGCAGUCAUGUUAUGUUUAACCCAA
Molecule: messenger RNA, 1627 nt
Organism: Eucalyptus grandis
Lineage: Eukaryota; Viridiplantae; Streptophyta; Magnoliopsida; Myrtales; Myrtaceae
Product: expansin-A13
Exons: 2
Coding region: 193-999 (268 amino acids)
Biological process (GO): plant-type cell wall organization
Cellular component (GO): extracellular region
Source: RefSeq, a predicted model, not a curated record